UGCGUGGGUUGGCUUUAACCACUACUACACUCCUCCCGCCUUAAAUGGCCUCCCCCUCCCCUCCGCCGCCGCCCGCCGGCGACCAGCGGCCCCACCACCCCCUCCUCGCCGCGGCCGCGGCCGCCUCCCUGCUCGCCGUCCUCUACCUCCCGCGCCCACUCCUGCAGCUGCUCCUCUCCCCCGCCCCGCUCUCCUCCGUCCUCCUCCUCGUCUACCUGCUCCGCCUCGGCUCCCCGCCACCUGCCGCGACCCUAGCUCCUCCUCCUUCCCCGCCGCAGGAGAGAGCCCAGGAGGUCGCCCCGCCUCCGCCUCCGCCUCCCCCGCCGCCGCCGCCGCCGCCGGUGAAGCCCCAGAGCGUGUUCCUGGAGCCCGAGUUCGCGUCGUGGGCGCCCAAGGGCCGCGCCCUGGAGGUGAUCCACGAGGAGUUCGAGGCGGAGUGGGGGCCGGAGGAGAUGGGCCUGCCCUGGACGUCGGACUCCGACUCGGACAGCUGCAGCGGCAGCGACGACUACGACGACGGCGGCAGCGGCGGCGGGGAGGAGUACGGGAUGAUCGAGAUCGAGCUGGAGGAGGACAACCUCAUCGAGAUCGACAUCUCGAGCUGCCGGUGAUGGAUUCCCCCGACAUUCCGACCGGUUUUCCUUCUCUUGCGUUGGCUUUGACAAAAACCAAAUACAUUUUGCUGAUUCGGCGUGUGAAUUCGAGUGCCGUUCUUUAUUCUCUUCAUUACUUAGAUGCUUCCCUGCAAUGUACAUAGGCUGGUCACUGGUGAGCUGAGAAAGAUACUACCGAGUGAGGAAGGCUUGCUAAUUUUUGGUUCAUCUGAGAUGAUGGCGAGUUUAGUUUGAUCCUGCUACUACUUACUAGUUUUUGUGCCAUGUUAAUCACUUGUCACCUCAAGGAAGGAAUCAACUUGUGAUGCUUGCAUUGGUCUUUCUUUA
Triticum aestivum (bread wheat) is the source of this 941-nucleotide messenger RNA. RefSeq names its product WAS/WASL-interacting protein family member 3. The transcript has a single exon. Bases 45 to 611 code for a protein of 188 amino acids. The record is from RefSeq and is a predicted model, not a curated record. Lineage: Eukaryota; Viridiplantae; Streptophyta; Magnoliopsida; Poales; Poaceae.